AUGCAAUUCUCUAUCAUCAGUAUCCUGGCUAUCGCCACUGCCGUUCAGGCCGCUUGCAACAACGGUGGUCUUUUCUACUCUGACCCCAAGACCCUUGAGCCCUGCAAGUCUGAGUGUGUUGGAGGUACUUGUGCCCUCCAGGGAACGUGCGAGCAGGUUCCUGGCAUUCCUCUUCUCUGCCUGGCCAAGUGCACUUGCUAG
Messenger RNA from Fusarium coffeatum, 201 nucleotides. RefSeq lists its product as uncharacterized. The coding region runs from base 1 to 201 and encodes 66 amino acids. NCBI's taxonomy places the organism in Eukaryota, Fungi, Ascomycota, Sordariomycetes, Hypocreales, Nectriaceae. The transcript has 2 exons. The record is from RefSeq and is a predicted model, not a curated record.